CCACACAGAAGGACAGGGAGACAGUGGGUAGACUCCACAGCAGGAGAGAGAGGGAGGUUUUGGUGCUUUUUCCCCCUUUGGAACUUUGGAACAGAAUCGGCAACUACUGACCUGUAACUCACACUUCAGGACGACUAGCGCUGGACAUGGCUGGUUGUCUGCGAAGUCGGCCGCUUUGGGCAUUUUUCACCUGCUCACUCUUAGCGCUUUCUCUCAGCCUCUGGUUUUCCUCAGUAGAUGCAGACCCAUUUAUUCCAGCUCACCUCUAUCACCACAGAGCAGCGCCUAAUGAAGAUGACAUUAUUAUAGCCAACAAUGGGAUCAGGGUUCCUUUUGGGAGGUCUGUGUACCUGGAUCCUGUGAAUGACCUGGUCACUGAGGUGCAGCCUGGUGAUCGCUGCCACAUCACAGUUCUGGACAAUGACCCGCUGACCCAGAAACCUGGGAUGCUGACUCCUAAAAAGUUCCCCUGCUCAUUUGGACCGAAUGACGUGAAAUACACUCAUUUUGGAUCUCGAAGCCCCAGUAAGGAUCGCGUGAAGCUGCAGCUUCGAUACGACUCCCAGACGGACACAGUUAUCAUCCCGUUCAUGCUGGAAGUGGAGGUGGUUUUUCAGCAGCUGGAGAUCCUCACGAGGAAUAUGCCGCUUAACGUAGAAAAGCUCCACGGUGACAGCAACCCCAUCGACAGAAGGGCUCUGGAGUUCUCCUUCGAGGACGGCGCCACACAGUGUAAGGUCACCACCCUGGUCGGCGCCGGAGGACUCCCCAGGUAUGGCACGCUUUUGAAUAACCCCACUAAUGGCCAAAUGGUUGACUGUGAUGAGUUUGUAAAACAAGGCAUCACCUACAAGCACACAGCUAAAACCAACUCACCAAACAGAGACUACAUCCCCAUGAUGGUAGAGGUGCAGGAUAAUGACGGCAAACUUAUAAUGCAAGAGCAUUUUCAGAUGAUGGUGAGGAUCAGAGAGGGAGCAGAGAAUACGUCUCCCAAGCCCAGCUUUGUAGCCAUGAUGAUGAUGGAGGUUGAUCAGUUUGUGAUGACAGCCAUUACAAAUGAUAUGCUGGCUGCUGAGGACAUUGAAUCUCACCCAGAUGAUUUAAUCUUCAACAUGACUUCGCCUCUAAACCCCCAGCAAGGCUAUAUCAUCAGCACAGACGAUCAGAAUCUGCCCAUCACCUCCUUCUACCAAAGAGACGUCAAAGAUCUUAAAAUAGCUUAUAAACCGCCUUCAGAUGACUCAGAAGUCGAAAGGAUUUUCCAGCUUGAGUUUGAAGUGGUCGACACCGAUGGUGCAGUGUCUGAUAGCUUUGCUUUUAUGAUUGUGGUGAAGCCUAUGAAUACUUUGGCUCCUGUGGCGACCAAAAAUACAGGGCAGCUCCUAUUUGAAGGCCAGUCCCGAGCGCUGUCCAGCUCCCGAAACUUAGAGAUUAGUGACGAGGACAACCUGGAAGAUGUCCGAAUCAGCGUGGUGGAGGGCUUGAAGCAUGGGGACCUGACCGUGCUCGGGGCCCGCAGAAAAUUCUUCACACCCGCCGAUUUACACGCCGGCAUUGUGGUGUACCAGCACGACGGCAGCGACACAUAUAGCGACAACAUUAUUUUUAGAAUGACCGAUGGCAGCAAUGACGUGGAGUUCUUGUUCCCCAUUACCAUUGCUCCUACUGACGAUGAGCCACCCAUCAUCAACGCCAACACCGGCCUGGUGCUCUUCAAAAAUGAAGUCAUGCAGAUCUCACCCUUCAUCUUAAGCGCCACAGAUAUCGACUCAGAGGACUCCACCAUUAAAUUCAUCCUAGAAGCGCCCUUUUCCACUGUCGGGGAGCUUCUGCUAAGGCAAGCGGAGGCUCCCUCUGACCCAUCGCUCUGGAAGUUCAGCGAGACAGACGAGACGUUUGAGCAGGUGGUGACUGAGUGGUUCCAGCAGGACAUCCUCGAUGGGAAGCUUUUUUAUCGGCACAUCGGACUCCACAGCACCACCACUGUCACCGACCACUUUGUGUUCAGGGUCCAAGACGACAACGACCCGCCGAAUCAAUCGGGCGAGCACAUGUUCACCGUAAAAAUCCACCCUGUUGACGAUCUGGCCCCCGAACUUUUCCCGGGCACCACCCUGCACAUGACAGUUCAGGAGUACGAGCUGACAAAGUUCAAGAAAAAAUUCUUGUGCUACACUGAUUUAGACUCAGACGAUAGGGACCUGAAGUACACUGUCAUUAAACGCCCAACCGACACCGAUGAGAACAAUCCAACCCCCUUAGGUGAAAUUGUGUUGACUGACAGUCCUGGGACUUUAAUUACAGAGUUCACACAGGCUCAGGUUAAUCACCACAAAGUAGCCUACAAACCCCCAGACCAGGAACUGGGCAUCACUCCCAAAGUGGUUCAGUUCCUCUUCACUGUAGAAGACACGGCUGGUAACACAGUAGAUGGACUGUUCACCAUUUUCUUACAGCCAGUUGACAAUAAACCUCCAGUCAUCACCAACACAGGCUUCACUCUAAUGGAACGAAGUACGUACGUCAUCACGUCGAAGGAGCUUCAUGCCACUGACACGGAUACAGAUGAUGACAGAAUUGUCUUCACUGUGACCCAGAGUCCUCUUUACGGGCAACUGCAGUAUCUGGGCAUCGAAAUGUCAAAUGGGAAAGCGUUCUUUCUUGAAGACAUAGCAAACAGCCGCAUCACGUACACCCACAGUGGAAUGGAAUCCCUUAGUGAUGUCAUCAAGCUUGACGUCAGUGACGGCUUCCACGAGGUGCCCAUCGCUAUCAAGAUCGCCAUCGAGCCAGUCGACGACGAGACCCCGACCAUUAUGCUUCCGGGUGGUUUGCUCGGCACCACCAUCGAUGUGCUGGAAAACGGAGCGACAGAGAUCACCAGCAACAUCAUCCAGGGCCGCGACGAGGACACAGACGAUCUCAUGCUGACUUUUAUUGUAGAGGAGCCUCCCAGGCUCGGCGAAAUCCUGGUUAACGGCGCGCCCGCCGAAAGCUUCACCCAGGAGGACGUCAUCAAUGGCGCGGUGGUGUACGCGCACACCUCUGGAGAGAUUGGUCCGGUCAGAAAGCACGACUCCUUUAAUCUCACUUUGACUGACAUGUCAGAUCAGUGGGUCGUCGGUGGGAACAAAGUCCAAGGUGUAACUGUCCACGUCACCAUCCUUCCCGUUGACAGCAUCCCCCCUCUCAUCAGUGUUGGAGGGCAGUUUGUUGUUGUGGAAGGUGAGAAAAAUGUAAUAACUCUAGACUAUAUCCAGGCCGAAGACAUAGACACAGACAAUGACGACAUUCUGUGCACCAUCAUCGUCCAACCGACAUCCGGCUAUGUGGAGAACAUCUCCCCUGCUGCCGGCUCUGAGAAAUCCAGGGCCGGGACGGCUAUUACCGCCUUUAGCAUUAAAGAUGUCGCCAUCGGCCACAUCUACUACGUUCAAAGCAUCCACAAAGGAGUGGAACCUGUAGAGGAUCGCUUCACCUUCCGCUGCUCGGACGGUAUUAACUUCUCCGAACGCCACUUCUUCCCCGUCAUCAUCAUUCCGGCCAACGACGAGAAGCCGGAGAUUUUCGUCCGUGAGUUUGUGGUGAUGGAAGGUAUGAGUCUGGCCAUCGACGUGCCGAUCCUGAACGCAGCCGACACCGACAUUCCUGGCGAUGAGCUGCACUUUGAGAUCAUCAAGAACCCAAAGCACGGUAAAAUAGUUCAGCAGCUCAGCAGCGGCACCAUCCCUGUGGUUAAAUUCAACCUAGAGCAAAUCAAAGAGGCAUCCAACAUCAUCUACGAACACGACGACUCGGAAACCAAGGAAGACAGCUUUGAAAUCAGACUCUCUGAUGGGAAGCACACGGUGGAGAAAACCGUCAUGAUCAUGGUUAUUCCUGUUGACGACGAGACGCCAAGAAUGUCUAUAAAUGACGGCCUUGACGUUGAGAUCGGAGAGACAAAAGUCAUCAGCAACAGAGCUUUAACGGCGACAGAUCUGGACUCAGAAGACAAAGCGCUGACGUACGUUAUCCGUUACGGACCUGGACAGGGCUACCUUCAGCGCAUCAGCAGGUUUGGUGACGUCUUAGGUAACAUCACCCUGGGAAUGAACUUCACACAGGAUGAAAUCGACAAGCAGCUCAUCCAGUACGUGCACACGGGCCAAGAGGGAAUCCGCGACCUGGUCAAAUUUGAUGUGACAGACGGCAUCAACCCCCUGAUCGACCGCUACUUUUACAUCAGCAUCGGAAGCAUCGACAUGGUCUUUCCAGACGUCAUCAACAAAGGUGUGACUCUGAAAGAAGGAGGCAAAGUCACUCUCACCACCGACCUGCUCAGCACGUCUGAUAUCAACAGUCCUGAUGAGUACCUGAGCUUCAGCAUCACCAGAGCGCCCAGUCGAGGCCACUUGGAGAGCACCGACCAACCAGGAGUCCCCAUUUCCACCUUCACACAACUGCAGCUCGCCGGCAAUAAGAUCUACUACAUCCACACGUCUGACGAUGAGAUGAAAAUGGACAGCUUUGAGUUUGAGGUGACGGACGGCUACAACCCCGUCUUCAGGACGUUCAGAGUGUCCAUCACCGACGUUGAUAAUAAGAAACCAGUGCUGACCAUAAACCGGCUGGUUGUGGAGGAGGGGGAAACCAGGCUCAUCACGCCCUUCGAGUUGACUGCCGAGGACCGGGACACGCCAGACAACCUGCUCCGCUUCGUGGUCACUCAGGUGCCCGUGCACGGACAGCUGCUGUUCAACCACAGCCAGCCCAUCGCGGCCUUCACCAAGCAGGACCUGAACGAGAACCUCAUCAGCUACCGGCACGACGGCACCGAGAGCGCCGAGGACAGCUUCUCCUUCACGGUCACCGACGGCACCCACAGCGACUUCUACGUCUUCCCCGACACCGUAUACGAGACGCACAGGCCCCAGACGAUGACCAUUCAUAUCAACACCGUGGACAACGGCGUGCCCCAGAUUGUGGUCAACAAGGCCGCGGCCUCGCUGAAGGUCCUCCACACGGGUCACUUGGGCUUUGUGAUCACAAGCAAGACCCUUCGAUCGGAGGACCGCGACAGUCCCCAGAAGGUGCUCAAAUACAGCGUGUCUGAGGCGCCUCUACAUGGAUUUAUCAUAAACACCGCCGUGGGCAACGACAGCAUCACAACCUUCACACAGGCUGAUAUCAAUGACAUGAAGAUCUGUUAUGUGCUGCUGGACGGGAGCAACGCCACAAGUGAUAUCUUCUACUUCACAGUUGAAGACAACGGUGGAAACAAGCUAAAACCGCAGCCCUUCCGGCUCAACUGGGGCUGGAUCUCUCUGGAGAGGGAGUACUACCUGGUGGACGAGGACGCCCGAUUCCUGGAGGUGACGCUGAAGCGCAGAGGUUACCUGGGGGAGACCUCCUUCGUCGGCAUUGCCACCAAGGACGGCACAGCCGAGAAGGACAAGGACUUCCGAGGCAAAUCGCAGAAACAGGUCCAGUUCAAUCCCGGCCAAACCACCGCGACCUGGAAGGUGAAGAUUUUCGCAGACCAGGAGUUUGAGACGUCAGAGACCUUCGAGAUCCAGCUGUCGGACCCGGUCAUGGCUGUGCUGGAGUUUCCAGACAGCGCCACAGUGGAGAUUGUGGACCCGGGAGACGAGGCGACCGUCUUCAUCCCUCAGGCGGAGUUCAGGGUUGAGGAGGACGUCGGGGAGCUGUUGGUGCCGGUGCGGCGCCUGGGAGACGCCAGCCAGGAGCUCAUGGUGGUGUGUUACACGCAGCAAGCCACGGCCACUGGCACCGUACCCAGCACCGUCCUGUCCUACUCCGACUACAUCAGCCGGCCCGAGGACCACGGCAGCGUGCUGCGCUUCCACAAGGACGAGCGCGAGAAGCCGUGCCGCGUCAUCAUCAUCGACGACUCGCUGUACGAGGAGGAGGAGAGCUUCAACGUCAGCCUCAGCAUGGCCAUGGGCGGCCGGCUGGGCGCCAACUACCCCACGGCCAGGGUCAGCAUCGCGCCGGACAGCGACGACGAGCCUUCACUGUUUUUUGGGGAACCUGAGUACGUUGCGGACGAGAGUUCGGGCUACGUGGAGGUGAAGGUCUGGAGGACGGGCACUGACCUGUCCAAGACGGCCACCGUCACCGUCCGCUCCAGGAAGAGCGAGCCCGUCUCUGCUGAAGCUGGACUGGACUAUGUUGGCAUAAGCCGCAACCUAGACUUUGCUCCGGGAGUGACGAUGCAGACAUUCAGGGUGACCAUCCUGGAUGACCUGGGUCAACCGGAGCUUGAGGGGCCCGAGACGUUCGACCUCGUCCUGCGGAUGCCUAUGGAUGCUGUGCUGGGAGAGCCAAGCAAGACAACCAUCACCAUCAACGACACGGUCACCGACUUGCCAAAGGUCCAGUUCAAAGAAGGCAGCUACAGGGUGGAUGAGGCCGACGGGGAGGUGAGGGCUAUCGUGUACCGGAGCGGAGACAUCAGCCUGGGGUCCACGGUGCGCUGCUACACGCGGCAGGGCUCGGCUCAGGUCAUGAUGGACUACAGCGAACGGCCCAAUACCGACGCCUCCGUCAUCACCUUCCUGCCGGGUGAGUCCGAGAAGCCGUGCGUCGUCAGCCUGGAGGACGACUCCGUCCACGAGGAGGACGAGGAGUUCCGCCUCGUCCUCGGGUCUCCGAAGAGCAAGUCUUUGUACGGAGCUGCCAUCGGGGAGCAGAAGGAAGCACUGGUCACGGUCACAGAUGAGAGAGACAAGCCCAUCAUUCGCUUCUCUGAAAUCAAGUACAGUGUGCGUGAACCCCAGGUAAAAGGCCACGUGGCGGUAGUGAAGAUUCCGAUCCUGCGUGUUGGCGACACCUCGAAGGUGUCGCUGGUGAGAGUUCACACCAAAGACGGCUCCGCCACCUCCGGAGAGGACUACAACCCCCUGUCCGAGGACGUGGAGUUCAAGGAGGGCGAGAAGGAGCACUUUGUGGAGAUCGAGAUCCUGUACGACGGCGAGCGAGAGAUGAGAGAGGCCUUCACCGUGCACAUGAAGCCCGAUGACAACAUGGUGGCCGAGGUGCAGAUGAACAAAGCCAUUGUGUACAUUGAGGAGGUGGACAGCGUGGCGGACGUCACCUUCCCGGCGGUGCCCCAGGUGGUUUCCCUGCUCAUGUACGAUGACACGGGCAGAGCCAAGGACAGGCCCCGCCCCCCCAACGGGUACCCUGUGGUGUGCGUGACGGCCUGCAACCCCAAGUACCACGACUUUGACAAGACUGGCUCCAUCUGCUCGGCGGAGAACAUCAACGACACCCUGACCCAGUACCGCUGGCUGAUCAGCGCCCCCACCGGGUCCGACGGCGUCACCAGCCCCAUGAGGGAGGUGGACACCAACACCUUCUUCACCAACACCAAGUCCAUCACGCUGGACUCCAUCUACUUCCAGGCCGGCUCCCGGGUCCAAUGCGCCGCCAGGGCGUUCAACGCCAACGGCGACGCGGGCCUGGAGCUGUCCAGCCCCAUCGCGGUGAUCAGCACGGAGGAGGGCAUGUGUCAGCCGCGGGUCCCCGGCGCCGUCGGGGCCGAGCCCUUCUCAGCCAAGAUCCGCUACACGGGCCCGGAUGACCCGGACUUCCCCAACCUCAUCAAACUGACGGUCAACAUGCCUCACAUGGAUGGUAUGCUGCCGGUCAUCUCCACAAGGCCCCUGUCCAACUUCGAGCUCACGCUCAGUCCCGACGGCACCCGCGUGGGCAAUCACCGCUGCUCCAACCUGUUGGACUUCAACGAGAUCCAAACGGGCCACGGCUUCAUCACGGACGCCACCAAGAACCCUGAGAUCAUCGGCGAGACGUCGCCGUACCAGUACAGCGCGGCCCUGCGCUCGGCCAACUCCCUGCGCUUCUACCGGAACCUCAACCUGGAGGCCUGUCUGUGGGAGUUCAGCAGCUACUACGACAUGUCGGAGCUGCUCAACGACUGUGGAGGCUCCAUAGGCACCGACGGACAGGUGCUGAACCUGGUCCAGUCCUACGUCACGCUGCGCGCUCCUCUCUUCGUGUCCUACAUCUUCCACUCUCCGGUGGCCGUGGGAGGGUGGCAACACUUCGACCUGCAGUCGGAGCUCAAGCUCACCUUCGUGUACGACACCGCCAUCCUGUGGCAGGACGGCAUCGGAAGCCCCCCGGAGGCGGAGCUGCAAGGAGCCAUGUACCCCACCAGCAUGCAGAUAAACGAGGAGGGGCGUCUGGUGGUCAACUUCAAGACCGAGGCUCGUUUCAGGGGGCAGUUUGUGAUGUCUCACCCAGGAAGCACUGUGUUAUCCAUGGUGAUGUGCGCCGACCACUCGGGGCUGACCUUCACGCUCAGCCUGGUCCGGACGGAGCCCACGUACAACCAGCCCAUGCAGCAGUGGAGCUUCGUCUCAGACUUUGCCGUGCGGGACUACUCUGGGACCUACACGGUGAAGCUGGUCCCCUGCAUUGCUUCCCCCAACGGAGAGUUCAGCAUUCCUCCCGUGUGCCACCCAAGAGAGCCUCUGACCUUUGACAUGGACAUACGCUUCCAGCAGGUGAGUGACCCCGUAGCAGCUGAAUUCAGCCUCAACACGCAGAUGUUCCUGCUGUCCAAGAAGGAGCUGUGGCUGUCCGAUGGCUCCAUGGGCUUCGGGGAAGGGACCGAUUCGGCGUUCUCUGAAGGCUCCACCAUCUACGGCCGUGUGAUGGUGGACCCGGUCCAGAACCUGGGGGACUCCUUCUCCUGCAGCAUUGAGAAGGUCUUCCUCUGCACGGGAACUGAUGGAUACGUUCCUAAAUACAACCCCACCAACAGGGAGUACGGCUGCCUCGCAGACGCGUCCUCUCUCCUGUACAGAUUCAAGAUCCUGGACAAGGCCCAGCCCGACACUCAAGCCUCCGCUUUUGGUGGCGUUUCAUUUAUGGCCACACUGGCUCAAGACACGCCUGGAGCGCUGCCUCUGAUCAGGCAACCAGGGACUGACGGCUUUGCGCUGUCUUCAUCUCCGCUUUUCCAGGUGGCUGCCGGUCGAGAGUGGUUCAUCCACACCAUCUACACCGUCCGCUCCAGAGAAAACGCCAACCGCCACAUAGGCAAGCGCAGUGCGGAGCCGCUCCAUCACAGCGUGUCCUCCGUUGCCCAGCCCCAGGCGUCCGGCGGAGCCUCUCGCCGGCGCCGGGCGGCCCCCGCCUUCUCCGGCCCUGCUGUGGCCCAAGACAUCGGUGCUGAAAACAACCGGGGAACCAACAUCCAGCACAUCGCCCUGGACCGAAGGGACCGCAUGGUGGUCCACCAGCACCAGCCCUGGUCGCCCAACCGCGACCCGCUGCCGGAGCGCCCCCUGCUGGAGAGUUCUGGCAGAGAGCCCGCCGACACCUCCCUCCUGCCCAUGUUGGUGGGCCUGGCGGGCCUGAUACUCCUCGUCUGCCUCGUCGCCAUGAUCGUCAUCCUGCUGCUGCGGCGCAAGAAGAGGGAGAAAAAGAGCCGGUUCCCGCCGUACACCACCUCCUCCUCGUCUGCCUACGGUGGCUACAACCAAAGCCAUGCAGGCGUGUGGAGCAGUUCAGACAGCUCUGAGGUCUAAGAGUGGACCUCCCUCUACCUUAAAACACCUGCCCCCACUGAAACAGACUUUCUCCUCCACCAUCGUGCCUUCAAUGCCCAACUCUUAGCACUGAAAGAGCCCGGAACAGCCUGUGGACAGCACAGCAGCUCAGUGCCGUGGGCUCACAUGCACAGAGAGCACCCAGGUUUACUGCUGCUUACUGGUCUAUGAUGAUGGUUAGCUCUUGCUGUAACGUACGGUAGGGUUUUGCCUUUUGCAGCCAAUCCUGAAUCAUGGAUAAAGGUAGAGACCUGUAAAGCAUUCAACCGCUUUAUUAGUUGCCAAGUUGUAAAAUAUCCCUCUUUAAUGUUUGCAACUGCAUGAAAAUCCCAGUUUAGUAAAGACUAAUAUUUUAAGGACAACCAAUUGAAAUUGUAUGAAAUAUUUUACUAUUUCUCAUCUAAAGGUAACAAGAUUACCAUGUUUUUAUUACUGUAAUUCACUGUAUUAAUUGUGUUUAGUGCAGAUUAGAGCAAACGUGACUGAAUGUUAUGGUGAUGCUGAUGGUAAUGAAUGAUAAUGUGAUAACUUUUAGUAUUAAUAUUGUUCUGUUGCGCAUACGCUAGCCUGCAGUAUAUAGCUGAGUUAACAACACCACUACGGUGCCACUGAAGGGGAUCGUAAACGUUAUUUGUCGAGAACAAUGAUGUUCACAAUUCAAAAUGUUGAGGUCAAAGUGGCUGAAGUUCAAUACGAAACUAUUUUAGUAGGUAUCAAAGUAGGACUGUGAGCAUAGUUAACAGCCUGGUGAAACUUGAAAAACUGACCGCUACAUGUUUCUUGUUGAUCAAGUUCAAAGAAAGUACAGUAUGAAAUUACAAUUCUUCUACAGCAACAGUGUAUUUCAAUGUGCCAGCUAUUAGAAGACUUCAUGGCUUACACGCUGUGCUCCUUUCAAGUGCAUUGAUGUCUGUACACUUCAACUCCCAAAUACAAAACUUUUCUCAA
Messenger RNA from Betta splendens (Siamese fighting fish), 10535 nucleotides. It is a transcript of the gene frem3, whose product is annotated as Fras1 related extracellular matrix 3. NCBI's taxonomy places the organism in Eukaryota, Metazoa, Chordata, Actinopteri, Anabantiformes, Osphronemidae. The record is from RefSeq and is a predicted model, not a curated record. The coding region runs from base 147 to 9566 and encodes 3139 amino acids. The transcript is spliced from 24 exons. Gene Ontology annotation, biological process: cell communication. Gene Ontology annotation, cellular component: membrane.